Molecule: messenger RNA, 1919 nt
Organism: Megalobrama amblycephala (Wuchang bream)
Lineage: Eukaryota; Metazoa; Chordata; Actinopteri; Cypriniformes; Xenocyprididae
Product: zinc finger protein 235-like
Exons: 1
Coding region: 63-1034 (323 amino acids)
Biological process (GO): regulation of transcription by RNA polymerase II
Cellular component (GO): nucleus
Molecular function (GO): DNA-binding transcription factor activity, RNA polymerase II-specific; RNA polymerase II cis-regulatory region sequence-specific DNA binding
Source: RefSeq, a predicted model, not a curated record
AAUCUACAACCUGCACUCAGUGUGGAAAGAGUUUCUCAACCAAACAACAUCUUAAGAUUCACAUGAGAGUUCAUACAGGAGAGAAGCCGUUCACAUGUGAUCAGUGUGGGAAGAGUUUCACACGAAAAGGAGAUUUUAAGGAACACAUGAGGAUCCACACUGGAGAGAAGCCGUUCACCUGUGAUCAGUGUGGGAAGAGUUUCACACGUAAAGGACAUCUUAAGGAUCACAAGAGAGUUCACACUGGAGAGAAGCCACACACAUGUGAUCAAUGUGGGAAGAGUUUCACACGAAAAGGAGGUCUUAAGAGGCAUAUGAAAGUUCACACUGGAGAGAGACCGUUCACGUGCCAUCAAUGUGACAAAACAUUUCUAAGGUCAUCAGACCUGAAGAGACACCUGAGAGUUCAUACAAAGGAGAAAACACAUUCAUGUUCUGUGUGUGGAAAGAGUUUUUCACAGCUGUGUAGUUUACAAAAACAUGAGAAAAUCCAUACUGGUGUGAGAGAGCAUGUGUGCUUUGAGUGUGAGAAGACUUUUACUACAGUAAACCAUUUAAAACAGCACCAGAGAAUUCACACUGGAGAAAAACCUUACAAGUGUUCAUACUGUGACAAGAGAUUUAGUCAGUUAUCAAAUCUGAAAACACAUGAGAGGAUCCACUCUGGAGAAAAACCUUACAAGUGUUCAUACUGUGACAACAGAUUCAGUCGGUCAGAACAUCUGAAAACACAUGAGAGGAUCCAUACUGGAGAAAAACCUUACAAGUGUUCACAAUGUGACAAGAGAUUCAGUCAGUCAUUAUAUCUGAAAACUCACGAGAGGAUCCACACUGGAGAAAAACCUUACAAGUGUUCAUACUGUGACAAGAGAUUCAGUCAGUUAGCACAUCUGAAAACACAUGAGAGGAUCCACAGCACAGAGAAGCCACACACGUGUGAUCAGUGUGGAAAGAGUUUCUCUUUUAAAAGUCACUUGAAGAUACACAUGAAGAUCCACGCAGUGAAGAAACCACAGCACCACAGUCUGAAAUGAAGUAGUUCAUUUUUAUGUGCUGAACAAAAAAAUCUUCUGUGUAAGUUAGCCACAGCCAAAUCUCUCCUCUCCAGCUAUAGUUGGCGCCAUGGGUGACAAGUUUUAUUUAUUUAUUUAUUUAUUUAUUUUUUGCAGUUACAAAACGUCUUUUUGUACCUACAUCAGCAAAUUAUUCACAAAAAUUUUAAGCAAAGUUUAACCCUUUAACGACCCAGUGGUCCGCUGAUGUUAAACAAGCUGUUUUUUUAAAAGAGGAGUAUGCCAUCUAACAAAUCAUUUAUUAUGCUCGCAGUGCGUCGGUUAAAUGAAUUGGGAUAUUAAUUUAAUAAUAAAAGUGGCAUAAUAAUAAUAAUAAUAAUAAUUAACAGCCCUGUGCGCCCAUCUGCUAUACGCCACUGUGAAGGGAUAAAAGGUGUUCAGGCAUGGCAUCAAAGCGAUAACCUGUUUAAUCCAAAUCCACAUGCGUGGACUGUUCAAUAUUCAGUACUGCAAUGUCUGAGUCUCUCCAGUCACAUGAUGUUUCUCAUGUGUUUUCAGUCGGCGCAACAAAGAAACGUUUACUAGACUGUGGACUAGCUUUGCUCUCUGAACAGUGGCAGCCUGCAGCUGAAUUUUUGUGAUCACUGCAGCUGAAUUUUUGUGAUCACUGAAGCCCGGGUAUACUUCGGUCGUCCGCAUUUGUGAAUUUGACGUAUGUAAUUUUCAUCAUGCGGCUGGCGUGAGCAGUCUACAUGAGGCUGGCUGAAGGGAAGGAAAAUAUGUGGUAGAAAAAAGUGUACAAGCAAUAGGGAUAACCGCACCCUGGAGAGGAUUGUGAAACAAAACCCAUUCAAAAAUGUGGGGGAGAUUCACAAAGAGUGGACUGCAGCUGGAGUCAGUGCUUCA